AUGAAGACCUUCUCCUCCAUCGGAGGCGUCAUCGGCGCUCUGGCCAUCGGUAGCCAGGUCGUCGGUGCGAUUCCCUUCUUCUCUGAGCGAAACAAUGCUCCCAGCGACGGAGCCGCCCCCAACCAGGCUCAACUCGGCCCUGUCCACAUCCUCUACCAGAACGACCUGAGCACCAACGCCACCACCGGCGCCCUCCUGCUGCCCAACUCGGUGGGCGCCGACAGCGCUGCCCAGGUCUGCGAGCAGAUCGGCGAGAAGCUCUUCCCUCUCGACACCUCGCUCCAGGGCGGCAUCGGCUCCGACCUCAUCGACCAGUUCAACUACCUGCGCUACGCCGGCACCAUCGGCUGGUACGAUACCUUCUGGACCAGCAACGGCGCCAAUGUCGCCGCCUACAAGGCUAGUCGAGGCUCCGUCCGACCCUACGGACAGGGCGAGAAGCUCGGCGUGCUUUGCACCCACUCUGCCGAGCCCGCUACCGUGCCGCGCGCCAACCCCUACGCCAACGGCAGCCCCACCGACAAGCUCAUCACGGUCCAGUCGGGCGACUACACCGUCACCGGCUACCGCGACCGACGGUCCUUCCGCUUCCUCGGCAUCCCCUUCGGUGACGCCCCCGUCGGAUCCAAGCGCUUCAUGCACGCAACGCCUUACACGGGCAACAAGGUGCUUGACGCCACCAAUUACCGCAAUGCUUGCGUUCAGUCCACCACUCCGCUCGGUCCCAUGCCUGUCGGCGAGGACUGUCUGAACCUCAACAUUUACACGCCCACGCUCGGCUCGUACGACCGCAAGAGCCUCAAGCCCGUGCUCGUCUCGAUCUACGGCGGCGCUUUCGUGAGCGGCCGCAACUCGCUUCACUCGUACGAUGGCGGUAACCUCGCCUCGCGUUCCGACAUUGUUGUCGUCACGCUCAACUACCGUCUGGGUGCACUCGGCUUCCUCGCCUCGGGCAAAGACCUGCCCGGCAAUGCAGGGAUCAGCGACCAGAUCCUCGCGCUCAAGUGGGUGCGUGACCACAUUGCUGCAUUCGGUGGUGACCCGAACCGCAUCACCAUCGGUGGAGAGUCGGCGGGUGCGCAGAGUAUUUCGGCGCUCAUUGCCAGUUCCGAGGCCAAGGGCCUGUUCCACGGUGCUUUCAUGCUGUCUAACCCGUGGGUGCCUUGGGUCAACCGCGCGGCUCAGUCCAAGUACAUUACUCCUGCGGUGGCAGCCAGCCUCAACUGCCCCGUCAGCGGCCAAGCCAUGGUCGAGUGUCUGCAGAAGGUGAGCGACCCUGCGCAGUUCGUUCAGGGUGCUGCAUUCACCAAUGCCACCAACGCCAUCACCGUGGCGCUGUCCAAGGUGGGUGGUUCGAGCCUGUUUGGCGCAUCGAUCGAGCCGUUCCUUCCGACCCCGGACGGUAUCCUGGAUGGCCAAUUCUUCUACCUUGCCGGCAACGGCACGAUCCCCAACAACGUGCCUGUGCUGCUGGGAACCACUUCGGGCGAGGGCUCGUUGUUUGUGUAUCAGCUGCUCAACCAGACCCUUCCCAACAUGCAGCCUGCGCUCGACAAGGCCUUUUCUGCACUCUACUCGCCCGACUUUGUGGCCAAGCUCGACGCGUCGGGCUACUUUAAGCUCGACGAGAGGAUCGGCGACUCGGUGCGCGAGCAGGUGGCCAAGGCAUUUACGUACAACUUCUUUACGUGCCCUACUCAGCGCAUCAUGGAUCUGGCACAGCAGAAGGGCCAAUUCCCCAAGGUCUACCUGUACGAGACCCAGUCGGGCUACCCGGACACUGUUGGCCACCCCGACAAGUGUGCACCCGAGGGCACGGGGCUGGAGGUAUGCCACAGUGACGACAUCAAGAGCGUUUGGGGCAGCUUGAACUACGAGGGCAUCCAGGUCAGCCAGCAGUAUCUCGACUUUGUCGCGUACAAUGCGGACGCCUUCAGUGCAUUCGUUAGGCAUGCUUCGCCCAACCCUAAGCAGGAGUAUCUGCGUGCGAGGGGGAGGGGCUAUACGUAUACGCAGAAGGUACAGAACUACAACAAGUGGCAGGCCUUCUACGAGCCCCUGCUCGAGAGCGGAAAGUUCAACACCCAGUACCUCUCUGCUCCCAACGGCAUCAGGAACGGUGCAAUUCCGCAUAGGGACGUCUGCGACUUCUUCUACCAGAAUGGGAAGCUCACCUACCAGACCCUCAACAACGCUGCCUAG
Molecule: messenger RNA, 2202 nt
Organism: Moesziomyces antarcticus
Lineage: Eukaryota; Fungi; Basidiomycota; Ustilaginomycetes; Ustilaginales; Ustilaginaceae
Product: cholinesterase
Exons: 1
Coding region: 1-2202 (733 amino acids)
Source: RefSeq, a predicted model, not a curated record